UGCGUAAUUCUGUGGUUUUUAAUCGAUGUUGGGAAGUCUGCACUUAUUUUCAAGGUUAAAUUAGUAUGACAAGCAUUCCGGUAAGAAUAUAAAAUGAUUGUCAAUAAUUUUUUAUCUAGAAAGGUGCUACUGUCAGUGUGCAAGAAAUCGAUAUUGCGUUUAUCAGCAGCAAAUAUGUCUGUAAAAGUUGGAGAUUCCAUUCCCAGCGUCGAUUUAUUCGAAGGUACUCCUAUGAAUAAAGUGAAUAUAUCCGACCUGGCAAAAGGGAAAAAAGUAGUUUUAUUCGCUGUUCCAGGAGCUUUCACUCCCGGUUGUUCAAAGACCCAUCUACCUGGGUACGUGAAAAAGGCUGAUGAUCUCAAAGCUCAAGGUAUCAGCGAAAUAGUUUGUGUCUCGGUGAAUGAUCCUUUUGUUAUGGGAGCAUGGGCAAAAGAUCAAAAUGCUGAAGGAAAAGUUAGAAUGCUUGCUGAUCCUUCUGCAGAAUUGGCUAAGAAACUAGAUUUGGCUGUGGAAAUUCCUCCUCUUGGAGGACUGAGAAGUAAAAGGUAUUCAAUGGUCAUCGAUGAUGGUAAAAUAACAUCUCUUCAGGUUGAACCAGAUGGUACUGGUCUUUCUUGUUCAUUAGUAGAUGCAAUUAAACUGUAAUUUGAAAGAUUUGUAAUUAUUUAAAAACUUGCUGUGAACAUUAUUCCUUUUCUUGUAGAUAGACUAAACAAUAAAUCUUCUUAAACAUU
Molecule: messenger RNA, 734 nt
Organism: Harmonia axyridis
Lineage: Eukaryota; Metazoa; Arthropoda; Insecta; Coleoptera; Coccinellidae
Product: peroxiredoxin-5, mitochondrial
Exons: 4
Coding region: 94-645 (183 amino acids)
Biological process (GO): cell redox homeostasis; hydrogen peroxide catabolic process; cellular response to oxidative stress
Cellular component (GO): peroxisome; cytoplasm; mitochondrion
Molecular function (GO): thioredoxin peroxidase activity
Source: RefSeq, a predicted model, not a curated record